AUGGCAGCGGCCGAUGCUAAAGAAGACUACAUCCAGCAGCGAUUGAACAAGGUUCUUGAGGCGCACAUCGAAACGGAUCGUGAAACGCUCGACGCACUCUCGGAUCUGUCGUCGUUCUUCAAGGACAACACGCUCCAGUCACGCCGCAACUUACGGAGCCAGAUCGAAAAGCGCAGUCUGGAAAUAAAUCAGCGCUUUUUGGGUGCAUUUCGCGAAGUGAAGGAAUUGCUGGACGGAAUUUGCGAUGACAUAAACGGAAUGAGCCAGUCGGUCGAGGGCAUGAAGUCACAGCUGCGCAGCACCGAGGCCCAAACGAAGGAUCUCAUACAGCAGGCCAACACGUUGCAGGAGGAAAAUGGCAAACUGUGUCUGUGGCGGAGCACCAGAUGCUGUACGGAGCGAAGCGGGACGCACCGAUAA
This is a messenger RNA of Anopheles cruzii, 420 nucleotides long. Its product is annotated as conserved oligomeric Golgi complex subunit 6-like. NCBI's taxonomy places the organism in Eukaryota, Metazoa, Arthropoda, Insecta, Diptera, Culicidae. Gene Ontology annotation, cellular component: COG complex. The transcript is spliced from 3 exons. Bases 1 to 420 code for a protein of 139 amino acids. Gene Ontology annotation, biological process: intra-Golgi vesicle-mediated transport. The record is from RefSeq and is a predicted model, not a curated record.